Neofelis nebulosa (Clouded leopard) is the source of this 4930-nucleotide messenger RNA. It is a transcript of the gene SAPCD2, whose product is annotated as suppressor APC domain containing 2. The coding region runs from base 187 to 1392 and encodes 401 amino acids. Lineage: Eukaryota; Metazoa; Chordata; Mammalia; Carnivora; Felidae. The transcript has 6 exons. The record is from RefSeq and is a predicted model, not a curated record.
CUUCGGCCAAUGGCUGCCGCGAAUGCUAAUGAGCGCUGACGCCACGGGAAGGGUCCAUUCAAAAAGUCGCAGCUAUUGUCGCGCCGGGUUGCGCGCGCCGGCCGGGCCCCGCCGUCGGGCCCCGGGGGGACGGAGCGCGGACGCCGCGGGGACCGAGCCCAGGACGGAGCCCGGCGGCGGCAGCCCAUGGCCGGAGCCGCGAUGGCCGAGCCGGGCCACGGGCCGCCCGCCGCGCCCGCGCCCGGCACUGAGGGGCUGCCGCGCGCCUUCCUGCAGAGCCUGCGCACGCUGUUCGACAUCCUGGACGACCGGCGGCGCGGCUGCGUGCACCUGCGCGAGAUCGAGUCCCGCUGGCAGGGCGCCGACGCGCGGGAGCUGCCCCGCGGCGUGCUCGAGGGCUUGCGCCAGGUGGCCCCGGCCAGCGGCUACCUGACCUUCGAGCGCUUCGUGGCCGGCCUGCGCACCUCGCUGCUGAGCGCCGACGGCGGCCCGCGGGGCCAGGCGCGCGCCCCGGCCCGGGGAGGCUGCCCGGCGCGGCCCGGGGGCCAGCCGCCGCCGCCGCCGCGCCUGGUGUUCGCGCCGGCCGACGAGCCGCGGACGGUCCUGGAGAGGAAGCCCCUGCCCCUGGGCGCGCGGCCCCCGCCAGCCGUCCCCGGCGGCGCGGCCCGAAGCCUAGAGAAGCUGUGCGGACCCGCAGAGGCAGCGCCCGGUCCCGCGGAGCCCGAGCGGCCCCAGGGCGCGGCGCUGGAGCGGAGCCCGAGCGCGGACGCUGGUGCAGUGGCCUGCAGGGCCCGGGAGCUAGGCAUGGGUGAUGCCCAUCGGGCCCCCCGUGCCCGAGGGGAACGUCGGAGGCACACCAUCACCAACGGCGUGGACUGUGACCUGCUGAAGCAGCUGAAGGAGCUGGAGCAGGAAAAGGAGGUGCUGCUCCAGGGUCUGGAGAUGAUGGCCCGGGGCCGCGACUGGUACCAGCAACAGCUACAGCGCGUGCAGGAGCGCCAGCGCCGCCUGGGUCGGAGCAGGGCCAGCACCGACCCUGGGCCUGAGGGGAACCCCGUCCCGCUGGGCCGGCUGCUGCCCAAGGUCCGGGAGGUAGCCCGGUGCCUGGGGGAACUGUUGGCCGCAGCCUGUGCUGGCAGGGCUCUGCCCUCGUUGUCCUCGGGGGCCCCGUGCCCAGCCCUGGCCCCCACCUCACCGUCGGCCCCAGGCUGGCAGCAGCAGACCAUCCUCGUGCUGAAAGAGCAGAACCGGCUCCUCACGCAGGAGGUGACCGACAAGAGUGAGCGCAUCACGCAGCUGGAGCAGGAGAAAUCUGCCCUCAUCAAGCAGCUGUUUGAGGCGCGCGCCCUCGGCCAGCAGGAUGCUGGGCCCUUGGACUCCACCUUCAUCUAGCCGGCCGCGGGCGCGGGCGCGGGACUCUCAGGACCUGGCCUGGCAGUCAGCCUGGGCAGGUGCCUCCUUGAGCCCCACUUAGGCUAAAGAUCACCUGACUGGCCUGGACACGGGUUUCUUCCUCUCUUCCAGUCGGGGCUCCCCCAGAGCGCCCCCCCCCAACCCCCCCAGCCCAGGUGGGGCCAGCAGGCAGGCUGUGCCCCGGAAUGUCUUGUGGCUGCAGAUACGGACUCGGUCCUGGCCUGGGGGGCUAAACCGGGGUGGGACUUCAUUGUGCUGUCAUAGCCUGAAGCUGUUCCAGCGGCUGUCAGUGGUCAGCGGGGGACGACUCCUCGUGCGUACCAGGUCUCCGGCAGCCCUGGGCAGCCCGGCUUUGUGGCAGGCCUGUCCUCUCUGUCCCUGGGUCUCGGGAAAAGAUAGUGGUUUCCCCUGGACUGCACUUCCGACCACAGCCAGCAGAGGGGCCUCACGCAUAGUAGCCAAGAGCUGCCUUGGAGCCGCCGCUGGGGGUUUCCUCCCGGGUCUGAGUCAGGGUCCCCGAGGGGGGCUGGAACACCUGGGGGCCUAACGGGUGAUUGGGCGCAGGAGCCCCAGGUCUAGGGGCUGGCUGUCCUUCAGCCGGGAGCACGUGGAGGAGAAAAGGGGUGGUUUCUAGUAGUGGGGUCUGCCUGUGUCUGGUUUUGGGGGAGAGUGAUCAGAGUUCAUGCCUGGGCCGAGGCUGGCCUGCUUGCCCCUCCUCACAGAUCCCAGACCCUAAAACAACUCGGGUCAGCUGUCACUCCUCCUUGCCAAAACCAGGCCCCACGGAGCAACCUGUGACCCAGGCUCAGGGCCUUGGGCCUGCCAGACACCCCAGCCAGGGCAGGACGUGGUCACCAGGGUUGCUCUGGUGUGCCCCUGUCCUGGGGAGGGCCCUGUCCCCAGGAGUGAUGUCCGCAUGGGCCUCCCGGAUGUGCCCCAGGGUUCCUCAUCGGCCAAGCGCCCCCACCAGGACCUACCCCACAUGAUUCGGGGCUGGACAGUCAGCUCCCACCUCCGGUCUUUGCAAAUGCCCUUCUGUCUCCUGGAACACCCUCCCCCUGCUUCACCCCGCUUGCUCCUACCCAGCCCUCCAGGAUGGAGUGAAGGACUGCCCAGAGGCCGGAACAGUGAAGGUGGCAGCCUCUGGGGGGGUGGGCUCGGCAGCGGUGACCUCUGGGGCGUCUGCCAUGCCCGGGGGUUCUGCGUUCCCUGUGCUGCCUUCACGUGACUCGGGGGGCAGGAGGUGGCGCGGUGUCCGCCCCAGGCGUCUUCUACUGGGAGACCUUCCACAGAGCGUGCCCCUCCAGCUGAGGGAGAUGUGGAGUCGGCAGGCAACUCGGAUGGAAACCCCUCGUCCUUGGGGCUCGGUGUGGGGUGAACAAACGUGUCCUCUCUGCAGUCUGAAGUCAGGGUACCUGUGGGGCGCUAGAGGCCUCAGGGGAGAAUUUUAAGCGGUCCUAGUCUGCCGGCAGAAGCCAAACUCUGCUCGGCAAAGCGCCGGUGACAUUUGGGGCCAAGUAAGUGUUGACGGGGGAGGGGCUGUCCCCUCCUGUGUGACGCUGACCGCCCCGACUGCUGUCCACGCACUCGGUUCUGACAACCAAAGUAUCUCAAGACGUGCCAAGGCGUGGUGGCGGCAGAGACGCUGUCCCUGCUUGAGGAUCCUGUCCCAGAGGAGACCAUAACUUCACUUGGUCUUAAGGGGUUCACGGAGGUCAAGUUCCAAGGAAAAUGAGCGUCUCCAAGUUAGAUUUUUUUGCAAACACUGUGAGGAGCGUCCACGACGAGCCAGCAGAAACCACCGAUUCUGCAGACGGUCAGACAGUGGAGCGAUCAGAGAAUACAAGAUAAUUUUUAUUCGUCUAAAGAAAUAAAAAGGAUUCUUGAAAAUAUGAACAAGAAAGAGUCCUCAUACUUCCUUAUUCUGUGAAAGUAUAGUCUAUAAAGGUGAGCAGUAAAGCCUAAAAAAAGAAACUUAAAACUAAAAAUUGAGAUUUAAAACUCAAGUGGACUAAACUUGCGAUGAAAAUGCUAGUGAAAAACGAGCUUAGGAAAUGAUCCAGAAGGCAGCCCAGAGACUCAGACCGGAAGCACAAACGAGAGGGGGCGUCCUGGAGGGCAGAGGGGGAGGGCCACCCAUCUGGUUGCGUUUCCUACCAGAGGACGAGGGAGGAGGCACGUAUAUGAAGAUAAACUAGCUUAAAGUUUCCCAGAGUUGUCUGAAAACCUCAAUCCUCAGGUCCAGAAACCCCAACAACUGCCAGCCAGGCUGAUGGGAAGAAACGCACAUUUCCUCUUACAGGAUCACGAAGGAGCCGAGACGAAACCAGUGGCCUCCAGGGGAAGUGCCGUCAGAGUCGGAGGGUGGCGGCUUUGAUGGCCAAGGCGUAGACUCGCUGCCCUCCAAGGCCAGACCCAGAGAAACUCAAGGAUGAGGGCAAAAUAAAAACACUUCGGGAAUAGUUGAAAGUUUACCACCGAUAGGACUUCACUAAAGGGCAAUCUGGAGGAAGGACUUCAGAAAAAAGGCAGAAGUCAAGAAGGAACCCGAAGUAAGGAUGAGUUCUCUCCUGCCGCAGAACAAAUUAGCUUCAAGCUCAGUGGUUUAAAGCAAUAGUUAUUGUCAUUUUCUAAAUGUUUACUUAGCAGGAGAGGAGAAGGGGGGAGAGAGAGAGAGAAGCCCAAGCAGGCCCCGCGCUGCCAGCGCACAGCCCGACGCGGGGCUUGAACUCACGAUGAACCGUGAGAUCGUGACCUGAGCUGAAACCACGAGUCGGACUCUUAACUGACGCCCCCAAAUCUAUAGUUCCUUUCUUGCCGUUUCUGUGGGUGAGGAGCUCAGGAGCAGUUGCACUGGCCAGUUCUGGCUUGGAGCCUUCUGGGCCGCCAUCUCCGACGGGCCCGCUUCCAAGAAGGCGCCCUCGUGGGCUGUUGGCGGAGCACCUCCGGGCUCGUCACCUCCAGCGUCCUCCCAUCACUGCAGCUGCACCAGAGCGGAGACCCAAGAGAAGCAACAGUGAGGGAGCCACGUGCCUGUGAGGACCUGGGCUCAGGAGUCCCGAGUCACACCCUCGCUUCACUUCACUUUGUUCGUUAGAAGCCAGUCCUCAGUCCGGUCCUUUCUCAAAGGGGUGGGAGGGGAAUCAGGCACCACCCUUUCAAGGAAAGAGAAUCAAAUAAUCUGUGCGCAUUCGACAGUGCUUGAGUUGCUCGUAAGAAGGGACAAGAUGCCGCUCUAAAUUUUAUUUAGUGUGUCUUGAAAUAACUGGGAGAGCCAGGGACGACACCUUCCCAAGAAGGGAGGCGCAGGCGGACAGGGUGAGAAGAGGAAAAAAAAGUUCAAUCUUUAAGAAAAAGCAAAAAACCCCAAAACACAAUAAGGCGAUAGAGCUACAUCGGUAAUCACAACAUAGGUGGAUGGAUUAAACUCUAAUUGUCAGAUUGCACUUUUACGAACUCGAAUAGCUGUUUUAAGAGACAGACCUAAAAUAUGGUGUAAAAAAAAAAAAAAAAGAAA